AUGGCCGCCAGACCAAUCACGGUCCUCAUCUUCACAUUUCUCCUCUCCCUCCACACCGCAAGCCCGGCUCUCGUCGGGGAAGAGGAUGACCGCUCCGUGCUUUUAGUCUUCAAGGCCGGCGUGUCCGGCGACCCCAAGGGAGCGCUCGCUGGCUGGGGUUCGCCGGACGUAUGCAACUGGACCGGUGUCGCUUGCGACACGGAGCAUCAUGUUGUCAAGUUAAUACUAAGUGAACAAGAGCUCUCUGGCAAGGUCUCGUUCGCGCUUGGCAACCUCUCCCACCUCAGGACGCUCAACCUCUCUGGCAACCACUUCACUGGAAGCGUCCCGCCGGAGCUCGGCAACCUCUCCUACCUUAAGUUUCUGGACGUGUCCUCGAACACGCUCACCGGGACGGUUCCGCCGGAGCUUGGCAACCUCUCCUGCCUAAAGUUUCUCAACAUGUCGUCGAACAUGCUCACCCAGGCGGUCCCUCCGGAGCUCGGCAACCUAUCCCGCCUCAAGUUUCUAGACGUGUCGUCGAACACGCUCACCGGGAUGGUCGCACCGGAGCUCGGCAACCUCUCGAGACUCAGCAUCCUCGAUCUCUCCGAGAACGUCCUCUCCGGGGUGGUGCCGCAGGAGCUCGGGAAGCUUUCUCGGCUGACGCAACUCAGCCUCAACAGAAACCAGUUGGAGGGAUCGAUUCCGGUGGAGCUCUCGCGUAUUCAGCACUUGUUAUACCUCAAUCUCGGCGACAACAACCUCUCCGGGCAUAUCCCGUCUGCUAUCUUCUGCAACCUCUCUGCCUUGAACUACAUUGAUAUGUCGUCCAACUUUCUAGACGGCGAGAUCCCCAUCCGAGCGGAUUGCCCACUCCCCGAGCUGACGUCCCUUGUGUUGUGGUCCAACAAACUCAAUGGCAGCAUCCCCCGCUCGCUGUCAAACUCGACGAAGCUCCAAUGGCUGCUACUACAGACGAACUUCCUCACCGGCGAGCUGCCGUCGGAUGACAUGUUCAGCGGCAUGAGGAGCCUCGAGUAUUUGUACCUAUCGUCCAACUUCCUCGCGAACUCGCGGAACAAUACCAACCUUGAGCCGUUCUUCGCCUCACUUACCAACUGCACCGGCCUAAAGGAGCUCAGCAUCGCUAGGAAUAACAUUGCCGGCACGAUCCCACCUGUCAUCGGUCGCCUCUCUCCCGGCCUCAUGCAGCUCCACCUUCAACUUAAUAGAAUCUUUGGCCCGAUCCCGGCAAACAUCGCCAACCUCACUAACCUCAACACCCUCAACCUCUCACAUAACCUCCUCAACGGCUCCAUCCCACAGGGCAUCACCAACAUGCGGCAGCUCGAGCGGCUGCACCUCUCAAACAACCUGCUCUCCGGUGAUAUCCCGUCGUCCCUAGGCAUGAUCCCAUGGCUCGGGCACGUCAAUUUUUCGCAGAACCGGCUCACCGGCGCCAUUCCUCCGAGCAUAGUGCAGUGUGUGAUGAUGCAAAAUCUUGACCUCUCCUACAACAUGUUGCAAGGCCAGAUCCCAGCUGGCUUGUCUAGGCUGAGCGGACUGCUCAACCUCAACCUUGCCGGCAACCUGCUGUCUGGCGCGAUCCCCGUGACCCUGGGCGAGAUGGUUAGGCUGCAAUUGCUUAACCUGUCCUCAAACAAGCUCUCCGGCACGAUCCCGUCACAGCUCGGCAGCUGCAUCGAGCUCAAGUACCUCGACGUGUCCUGCAAUGGCCUCACGGGGACCCUCCCUCAAUCCUUGGAGAAGGUGGCGUCGCUGGUGCGUGUUAACUUUUCAUACAACGACUUCUCGGGCGAGGUGCCGAGCGGCGGGGCCUUUGCAGGGUUUCGGGCGGACGCGUUCCUCGGCAAUGACAGACUGUGUGCGGGGACAGCGUCGAUGACGCCUGGGUUGGCAAGGUGCAGCGGCGCGAAGCGCAACCAUCUCCAUAACCGGCAAGUGGUGUUGCUCGUCGUCGGCAUAGUCGCGAGCUUCACGAUGGCAAUCAUUGGGCUGGCCGUGUGCCGCGCCGUGGGACGAGACAGGCGGCGCUCACCGCUGCUACCAUGCGAACCCAACACGAGGGGGGACUACCCGAGGAUCUCUCAACGGGAGCUCUACGAGGCGACUGGCGGGUUCGAGCAGUCGAGGCUGAUCGGCGGGGGGCGGUUCGGGCGCGUGUACGAGGGGACGCUCCGUGACGGCACGCGUGUCGCCGUCAAGGUGCUCGACCCAAAGAACGGAGGCGGCGAGGUCUCCCGGAGCUUCAAGCGGGAGUGCGGUGUGCUGAGGCGGACGCGGCACAGGAACCUGGUGCGCGUGGUCACCACGUGCACCCAGCCGGACUUCCACGCCAUCGUGCUCCCGCUGAUGACAAAUGGUAGCCUCGAGAGCCACCUCUACCCGCGUGACGGCGGCCCCGGACGUGGCAUGGACCUCGCAUGGCUGGUUGCCAUCGCCGGCGACAUAGCCGAGGGGCUCACCUACCUGCAUCACUACGCACCCGUCCGCGUCGUACACUGCGACCUUAAGCCCAGCAACGUGCUCCUAGAUGACGACAUGAUGGCCGUCGUGGCCGACUUCGGCAUCGCGCGGCUGGUCAAGGACAUGGGGGACGACGACAACACAGGCUCUGCUGAUCCCUGCAACUCCACUGCCGGAUUGUUGCAAGGCUCCGUGGGCUACAUCGCACCAGAGUACGGACUAGGAGGCCAUCCUUCGACAGAAGGCGACGUGUACAGCUUUGGCGUGAUGCUACUAGAGAUGAUCACCCGGAAGCGCCCGACCGAUGUGCUCUUCCAAGAGGGGCUCACGUUGCAUGGCUGGGUGAGGCGGCACCACCCUCAUGACCUCACCGCCAUCAUCGCACGACCAUGGUUGGCGGCCACGGACGCGAUGUUGUCGGUGGCACAAGCGAACAACGUCGUCAUCGAGCUGAUGGACCUUGGGAUCGCGUGCACUCAGCACUCACCGCCGGCGCGGCCCACCAUGGUGGAUGUGUGCCGCGCGAUCGCCCUCCUCAAGGAUUCGUCUUCUUCCUGA
Messenger RNA from Aegilops tauschii subsp. strangulata, 3027 nucleotides. The record is from RefSeq and is a predicted model, not a curated record. Lineage: Eukaryota; Viridiplantae; Streptophyta; Magnoliopsida; Poales; Poaceae.